Molecule: messenger RNA, 675 nt
Organism: Ceutorhynchus assimilis (cabbage seed weevil)
Lineage: Eukaryota; Metazoa; Arthropoda; Insecta; Coleoptera; Curculionidae
Source: the annotation of a GenBank genome assembly
AUGGAGAUCGUUUCAAGAACUUUGCAACCCUACAAAGAAUUGGUAGCUAAUUUAGCUGGCGCUUUAACGAUUUUACAAUUUUUCGCUGGGAUAGUUGUUUGCAGGGAUAUCCACAAAAAUGGGAGCACCAAAGGAUUUAGUCCAAUGCCGUUUAUUGGCGGUGUAGCAAUUGGUAUUCUUUUCCUGCAAUAUGGCGUGAUAUUAGAAGACCGCAUAAUGAUUCUAGUGAAUCUUGUGGCAAUUUUUUUGAAUCUACUCUAUACAGUAUUUUUUUACGUAAAAUCUGAGGAUAAAAAGAAUGAAGUAUUGAAACCAAUCGCAUAUGCUGUGGCACUGGAUGCAGUUCUUCUCGGAUAUGCUCGAUCUGAUACACCUGAUAAUGUUGAAUUUUCAUUCGGCUUUAUUUUAACUGCAUUAAUGCUGUUUUUGAUGGGAAUGCCUUUGUUGGAUGUGAAAGAAAUAAUUAAAAGGAAAGAUGCUUCCAGUAUUCCAUUUCCAAUGACUUUUAUGGGUACAAUAGUGACAUUCUUCUGGUUAUUGUAUGGAGUAAUUCUGCAGAAUAAUUUCAUGAUUGUGCAAAAUGCAAUUGGUGUUUUCCUCUGCUCUUUCCAGCUUGUUUUGAUUGUUAUCUACCGUCCACGAACUAGGGCAGUUCGUAGUAAAAAACAGCAAUAG